AUGUCAUCUUCUGUUGUAUAUACUGUCGACGUUGAGUGCUCUAAUGACUCUGGUGCACACAAAGAUAACAUCCGGUGCAUAUCCCAACACGAUCAAAAUGAAUUAAUAAUCGCCUGUGAUAGCAUUAUCUCCAUAGUGCCCCCAAAAAAGGAUGGGGAUAAAUUGUAUCGCCUGCUAUUCUUCCGGGAUGACGACGACACAUGCGACCAUGAGAGCAAACACACGUUACUCGAAAGCAUCCAGCUAGCUACUUUACCUCCACAAUUGCAAAAGCACCUGUUUACGGAGUUGCCGCCUUACCUACGCUCCUCUGGUCCUGAAGGGGCGAAAAUAGAUAUUAUUGUUUCUACCACAUCUGGAACAGGAACAGGGGCGAGCUUCUGUAGCAACAUCCUACGGCCGUUACUGUCAUACAUCGGAGUAGCAGAUUAUGAGCUCCAUGAGACGAAGUCGACUCAAACUAUCACAGAUUUAUGCUACGAAAAGUUCAUUCCACGUGCCAAGCAAAGACUUCCGCAGACAAUUAUUCUCCUCUCAGGUGAUGGAGGCCUAACCGACAUAAUUGAUGCCUUCCACAGUACCCUGGAGAGUCUUCUCGUGCCUCCAACCAUUGCUCUCAUCCCCACUGGAACAGGAAAUGCUAUGGCGAAUUCAAUAGGAUUGUUGACGUACCCAACGGCUAGUUUGGUAGCAUUAUUACAAGGAACACCGACUGGUGUACCUACAUUUGUCGCCGAACUUUCACCGGGAGCGAGAUAUAUUAUUGACGAAGGCCGUGAAAGAGUUCCCAUUACACGCAAUUCGGCGAGCUUUCAAGGAACCCCCAAGGUUUACGGUGGCGUUGUUGCGAGUUGGGGUCUUCAUGCGGCAUUGGUUGCCGAUAGCGAUACUGUUCAGUAUCGCAAGUUUGGAGCCGAUAGGUUCAAGCUAGCCGCAAAAGAAUUGCUCUACCCUUCUGACAGUGCCGAACCCCAUAAGUUUAGCGGCAAGGUUACACUUUUCAAGUUGGACGACCAAAGUAGGAGCACGCGCGAAGAACUGCUGGCGUGCACCGAGCAUAUGCCUUUGGACGGUCGGCUGUGGAUGGUUCAUUUUGAGCCAAUGUCAUCAUCAAAGGUUAUGCAAGUUAUGGCUUCUGCAUACCAGGCGGGGCAGCACGUGGAGGAUGAAAGUGUCUCUUAUGUUGCAGAGGUCAAGCCUGGGGUGGCCACUGCCAUAGCCCCUGGCUCAGUUACAUUCUGGUAA
Messenger RNA from Aspergillus piperis CBS 112811, 1245 nucleotides. RefSeq names its product glycogen synthase kinase mutation revertant. The transcript has 4 exons. The record is from RefSeq and is a predicted model, not a curated record. The coding region runs from base 1 to 1245 and encodes 414 amino acids. Gene Ontology annotation, cellular component: intracellular membrane-bounded organelle; membrane; cytoplasm. NCBI's taxonomy places the organism in Eukaryota, Fungi, Ascomycota, Eurotiomycetes, Eurotiales, Aspergillaceae. Gene Ontology annotation, biological process: sphingosine biosynthetic process.